Lethenteron reissneri (Far Eastern brook lamprey) is the source of this 2764-nucleotide messenger RNA. RefSeq names its product protein mab-21-like 2. The record is from RefSeq and is a predicted model, not a curated record. Lineage: Eukaryota; Metazoa; Chordata; Hyperoartia; Petromyzontiformes; Petromyzontidae.
GGGCGCUUACGGAGGGGAGGCUGCCCAACUGUGUGACGACAGCCCUGGCGGGGGCAGCCCGUGCUGAUUGGGCGCACGAUUUGAAGCCUCCUCCUAUAUCUCCCCCCCCGCGCCAGCACUCAGGCUGCACUCGCCCACAGACGCGGCCCGACAGCCGAGACACACGCACGCACACACUCACCCUGCCACGACCACACCGUCACCAUUAUCAACAACACCACCACCAACUAAUAUACGCAGCAGCGGCAGUCGCGGCUCACGCAGGCUCCUUGCCCCGGUUAUGCAGCGAGCGCGCAGCUUCUCGGCGCUCUGAAAAAACGUGGGUGCGCGCCGCGUCUCGGCGCCACCGCUACGGAGAGUUCAAAGCUCACCCCGCCACUCAAAUUGUUGUUCGCCGCCCUCUGCGUGUCGUUGAAUUGUCGCUGUGGUGGUAGUGGUGGUAGAGGAGGUAACGGCGGCGGCGUCGGCUGUUGAUCAUCUGUUUCUCUGUUUAUUUUUGCGCCAAACUCUGCCACCAUUUCUUUCGCUGCGCUGCCCGCCCACCCGUUCGCGUUGGAUCCGUCGGCGUACUGCGAGCCUCCGGUGUACAACCCGGAGCUCUGCCCCAACAUGAUCGCGGCGCAGGCCAAGCUCGUGUACCAGCUCAACAAGUACUACACGGAGCGAUGUCAGGCUAGGAAGGCGGCCAUCGCCAAGACCAUCCGCGAAGUGUGCAAGGUGGUGUCCGACGUUCUCAAGGAGGUGGAGGUGCAGGAGCCGCGCUUCAUCAGCAGCCUGAGCGAGAUCGAUGGCCGCUUCGAGGGCCUCGAGGUCAUCUCGCCCACGGAGUUCGAGGUGGUGCUCUACCUCAACCAAAUGGGCGUCUUCAACUUCGUGGACGACGGCUCGCUGCCCGGCUGCGCCGUCCUCAAGCUGAGCGACGGGCGCAAGCGCAGCAUGUCGCUGUGGGUGGAGUUCAUCACGGCGUCGGGCUACCUGUCGGCGCGCAAGAUCCGCUCGCGCUUCCAGACGCUCGUGGCGCAGGCGGUGGACAAGUGCAGCUAUCGCGACGUGGUGAAGAUGGUGGCGGACACGAGCGAGGUGAAACUGCGCAUCCGGGAGCGCUACGUCGUGCAGAUCACGCCCGCGUUCAAGUGCGCGGGCAUCUGGCCUCGCAGCGCGGCGCACUGGCCCCUGCCGCACAUCCCCUGGCCCGGGCCAAACCGCGUGGCCGAGGUGAAGGCGGAAGGCUUCAACCUGCUCUCCAAGGAGUGCUAUGCGCUGGCCGGCAAGCAGAGCUCGGCCGAGAGCGACGCCUGGGUGCUGCAGUUCGCCGAGGCCGAGAAUCGCCUCUUGCUCGGCGGCUGCCGCAAGAAAUGCCUCUCCGUGCUCAAGGCGCUGCGCGACCGGCACCUCGAGCUGCCGGGCACGCCGCUCAACAACUACCACAUGAAGACCCUGCUGAUGUACGAGUGCGAGAAGCACCCGCGCGAGUCGGACUGGGACGAGUGCACGCUGGGCGACCGCCUCAACGGCAUCCUGCUGCAGCUCAUAUCGUGCCUGCAGUGCCGUCGCUGCCCGCACUACUUUCUGCCGAACCUCGACCUGUUCCAGGGGAAACCACACUCGGCGCUGGAGAACGCGGCCAAGCAGACGUGGCGCCUCGCACGCGAAAUCCUCACCAACACCAAGAGCCUAGACAAACUCUGAGCGUUGCUGGCGAUCGCGCGUGAGUGUCGUCAUCCAUUUGAUUUCCCUUUUCUGUUUCGUUGUUUGUUUGUUUGUGUUGGUUUGUUUUGAUCGCGUCAGUGUUUUUGAAAGACGGCGGCGAUGGGCGGGUGUGGGUGGGUGGGUUGGGUAUGUUUGGCAAACAAAAACUAAAACAAAAGUCGGAUCGGUGGCAAGACGUUAAGUCACCCACGAUUAUAUAUAUACAGUGAGAUUAUAUAUAAUGACCGCAGUUGCCGGGGCGAAUAUGGAAUAAUAUCGCAAUUUUCUUUUGGCCCACGGCUCAUUGGCAAACGCAAUAUACUUAUAAUCAAACGUUUAAAAAAAAAAUCGACAGACAUCAUCGACCGUGAUGUCAAAUAAACGGUGACACUGGAACCGAUGAAGGAAGGCGAUUCCAGCAAAACGGCGACAGAGAUAGCAACAGGGUCCGGUUUGACAUCGAAUUCUGAUCGAGUUUGGAGACUCCCCCCACCCCCUGCACCGACACAUUAUCUCGCUAACCGCAGUGUAGCGUGAGAUCAACAUUCAAACCUUAAGGGGGGGGGGGUCGUUGGGGUCGUCGGCCUACCCACGAUACUUUUAUGAGUUUGGGGGGCAAGGGAGGGGGGGUAGGAGAAAGGCAUCGGAGUUGUGCAGUAAUUAUACAUAGACCGUGUCCUCUGGAUAUACCUAUGAUUUUAGUCACUCCAAGUUUACAUCAGAGGCGCUCCAGCCAAGGCGCGCAUUGCAUAGUGGGAAGUUUUUUUGUUGUUGUAAGAUAUUAUAUUAUAAAUAUAUAUGAGAAAAAGCAACAUUCCAUUCGUUUGUUUCCACCGCAACCUCACUGGAUGCCCCAUUUGUUGUGAACACUUUUGGCUCCCUCCACCCUAACCCGUGUAAAUAUUACUUGAAUCGAAUAUUAAUUUAAGUGGGACGUUCACGUUAAACAGAAUUGGCAUUGUAUGUAAUGGUUUUGUUUAUUAUUAUAUAUUUUUUUCUCUCUCUCUCUCUCUCUCUCCGUUUUGGUACAAUAUGCCACAAGUAUAGCGUGAAUAAAGGAAGCACUUGAAAAGCA